Scleropages formosus (Asian bonytongue) is the source of this 896-nucleotide messenger RNA. RefSeq lists its product as uncharacterized. The record is from RefSeq and is a predicted model, not a curated record. Gene Ontology annotation, cellular component: membrane. NCBI's taxonomy places the organism in Eukaryota, Metazoa, Chordata, Actinopteri, Osteoglossiformes, Osteoglossidae. The coding region runs from base 151 to 753 and encodes 200 amino acids. The transcript has 6 exons.
UCAAAACAGCCUUUGAUGCCAAGGGAUAAAUAAGUCAAACUUUUAACAGAAUAUGCCUUUGCACUGUAUCUCUUGUGAUACAUUUCAAAAUGUGUGUAUUAUGGGGAUAUUCUGUGGAAAAUCUACAAGACGGACUGAGACAGAGAGGCUAUGCUGUUUAUUACUUCCAAAGAAACAAUUACACUCUAUUGGGGAAAGCAGUCCACCAUGGCCAGCAUUGAAGUGGAGGAGGACAGUGAGCUGGAAACGCCUCUCUUCAGGCAGUACCAUGCCAGCGAAAUGCUUCCAAGCAAGAAGCUUCCACUCCACAAUCUGCUUGUGAAACAGCCCAUGUCCAUGGGGGCUGUGCAGACAGUGUGUGGGAUCAUGAUUUUUGGGCUUGGAGUGACCGUAGCAGUAACACCAACUGACACGCUUGGUAUUGUUCUGAGAGUACCAAUUGUCACUGGAAUUCUGUUUUUCAUUUCAGGACUGUUGUCUUUCCUGCUGUUCAAAUUUCCUGUACUGCUGCCUAUUUCUUACACUGUCAACAUUGGCAGUCUGGUUGUUGCAGUCACUGGAAUGGUGCUGCUGACUUUUGAUUUGUUCUCCUGGAAGUCAAGUAAUAGUCAAUACGAGGACUACAACCGGGUGACAGCCCUCAUCCUGACUGUGACUCUGCUGGAGAUUUGCAUCACCGCUGUGCUUCUGCGAUGGCUGCAUGUGGAGUACAAGGGGGGCUCGGUGGCUUCGAAAAACUCGAGUGGCUCUUGAGUCGAAGAGCUGGAGAGAUCAUUGUUAGCGUUGCACCUUUGCCACAGGGUGCUCGUCUGUAAACUCAGUGGCCUUUACUGCAAACGCUUUUAUGCUGUGUAUUUCAGCUCGCCAGCAUUCACUGAUCGUUUCAAAAAUCUGAA